Molecule: messenger RNA, 3496 nt
Organism: Symphalangus syndactylus (siamang)
Lineage: Eukaryota; Metazoa; Chordata; Mammalia; Primates; Hylobatidae
Product: inactive rhomboid protein 1-like
Biological process (GO): regulation of protein secretion; regulation of epidermal growth factor receptor signaling pathway
Cellular component (GO): endoplasmic reticulum membrane
Molecular function (GO): serine-type endopeptidase activity
Source: RefSeq, a predicted model, not a curated record
AUGGCUGACUUAGAGGCCCCGCAGACUGUGCACAUCGCCCCUGCCUUUGACCUUCACAAUCACUCCUUAGGAGGGCGCUAUUUUUCUUUCACUUUACAGAUAAGGACACUGAGCCUCAAAGAGCUGGAGACACAGAGCCUGUCCAUGCAGGUCUGCUGGCAGGAGACUCGGCCUUGGGGCUCUUUAAACUUGGAUGGCACCUCCCAGGGUGGGAGCUGUGGAGCCUCUGAGCCCUGGAAGGCCCCAUGGAUCAUCAGCCUCUCAGGCACCUACUUCUGCAUGUGGGAGUAUGACUGUGGCUUUCCUGAGGAGUCCCUGAGAUACAAGGAGCAACAUGUCACGCUCCCUGACUGUCUUUCCUCUGUUGCCCUACUCUUCAGCUCUGCUUCCAAGCUUGCAAACACCAGCAUCCAAAACAGAGGCCAGGCCAAACUCUAUCAGCUGAGCCACGACCACCUGUUCCUUCUCACGCCUUUCCAAGAAGGCAGCUCUCCAGACUUAUAUCAUUCUACCUUCCAGCGGACAAAGAACAUGCAGGUGGCUCCAGCAAAAGUCCUGGGGCUGUCUCCUGUUGGACAGUGGACCAACAUGAAGUCCUGUGUUGGACACAGUAGUUCUCUGAGCGCCCUGGCAUGUGGUGACUUAGCCAUCAGCCUCUGUGCUGAAAGGAAAGGCUGCCAUACACUGCCACAAAAGCCACAGAGGGAACCUGUUACCCGUGUGAUGGACAGCCUCACCCCAUCACCCCACCCCGUAUGGCACCGAGUACAACCCAAAGGCCAGUCCAGGAAUGGCAUGGAAGGAUCGCAGCAACUAAAGAUGCAGGAAACACAAGACAAGCUCCCCUGGCCCUCGUCGAUGACAGCGCUCAUCGAUCACCACAGUUCUUCCCAAAGGCUCAGCCUCAGAGGCUUUCUUAACAUGGAGCUCCACAAGGCCCUGGGUGAGGAUAAGGCCACUGUUCUGUUGCAAGUGAAGCCAGAGCUGAGAGGAAUGGGACUCACAGCACCCGCGUCGCAGUGCUGUCCUGAGGAUGGACGGAGUGAAUGCAGAAAAGCUUUGAGAGUCACGCCCAUUGCGUGGAAGGCUCAGCCUGUGCUCACUGUCAGCCCACCCUACAUCCUGCUCAGGCUCUUCUAUCUGCCUGGGGUCCCUGGUGUGGCUAAUUCCCACGGAUCUCCAGACCUUGACCCCAGCCUCCUGGAGUUGCUGCCUGCUACACCCUCUCACCACACCCCCGAUCCACUCACUGCCUUUUAUAACACAACAGUCCUGAGCUCCACAGGCUCUGGGGAGACAGGGCGGGCCUCAGCAGAUGCCCCAGAAGAUGCCAGCUGCCUCCCUGAGGACAGCCCCUCAAGUUGCUUCCUCUCCACCGUUUUGUUAAAGGGCCUCACCUUCAGGCAUGAUGUUUUUGAUAUUCAUCCGUUUUGUUGUAUGUUGCGCAUUCUUUUUCAUUGUUAUGUAAACUUCCAUUGCGGGAAGCCAGAGUUGGUGGCCAAGAUGAGCUUGCAUGCAGCCGCAACACUGAUGAAAGGCUGCUCGGUUAGGGAUGGCACCUUGCACUGGGCAUAGCGUCGAAGCUUCACUCCAGCCAGCUUUCUGGUGGAGGACACGAAUUUCCCUGAUGAGCUGGACAUAUCCUUCUUUGCCCAGGAAGGUAUCCUCCAUGAAGAACUAUCCACAUACCCGGACGAAGUUUUUGAGUCCCCAUCAGAGGCAGCACUCAAGGACUGGGAGGAGGCACCGGAGCAGGAGUACCUCACUGGCGGGGCCCUGGACCGCAGUGAGCUUGAGCGCAGCCACCUGAUGCUGCCUUUGGAGCGAGGCUGGCGGAAGCAGAAGGAAGACACUGCAGCCUCGCAGCCCAAGGUGCGGCUGCGACAGGAGAUGGUGAGCACCGCGGGGCCGCGGCGGAACCAGCGCAUCCUGGUGCGGGUGCGCAAGCUCUUCGCCCGGGAGAAGCGACUGUAUGGGCUGAGCGUGGUGGGACGGCUCACCAACCGUACCUACCACAAGCACAUCGACGCCUUCGUCAAGCGGCAGAUCGAGGACAUGGACAGCCACAGGCCCUUCUUCACCUACUGGCUCACCUUCGUGCACUCGCUCGUCACCAUUCUAGCCGUGUGCAUCUAUGGCAUCGUGCCCGUGGGCUUCUCACAGCAUGAAAAAGUGGACUUGGUGCUGUGGAACCACUGGGUCUACGAGAACGUCAAGUACGUGCAGCAGAACUUCUGGAUUGGGCCCAGCUUGGAGGCCCUCAUCCACCUGGGCACCAAGUUUUCGCCCUGCAUAUGCCAGGAUCCGCAGGUGCACAGCUUCAUUCGCGCAGGGCGCGAGCAGGUGAAGCACUCGGCCUGCUGCAUGCACAACGACAGGUCGGGCUGCCUGCAGACCUCGGAGGAGGAGUGCUCAUCCAUGCUGGCAAUGUGGGUGAAGUGGCCCAUCCAUUCCAGCGCCCCAGAGCUUGCCGGCCACAAGAGACAGUUUGGCUCUGUCUGCCACCAGGAUCCCAGGGUAUGUGAUGAGCCCUCCUGGGAAGACCCCCAUGAGUGGCCAGAAAACAUCACCAAGUGGCCGAUCUGCACAAAAAAAAACAGUGCCGGGAACCACACAACCCUUCCCCACAUGAACUGUGUCAUCACAGGACGGCCCUGCUGCAUUGGCACCAAGGGCGGGUGUGAGAUCACCUCCCGGGGGUACUGUGACUUCAUGAGGGGCUAUUUCCAUGAGGAGGCCACGUUCUGCUCUCAGGUGCACUGCAUGGAUGAUGUGUGUGGGCUCCCGCCUUUCCUCAACCCUGAGGUGCCUGACCAGUUCUGCCACCUGUGGCUGUCCCUCUUCCUGCACACCAGGAUCCUGCACUGCCUGGUGUCCCUCUGCUUCCAGAUGACCGUCCUGCGGAACCUGGAGAAGCUGACAGGAUGGCACCGCAUAACCAUCAUCUACCUGCUGAGUGGUGUCACUGGCAACCUGGCCAGUGCCAUCUUCCUGCUGCACCCAGCAGAGGUGGUUCUGGCUGGCUCCCAGUUUGGCAUCCUGGCCUGCCUCUUCGUGGAGCUCUUCCAGAGCUGGCAGAUCCUGGAGUGGCCCAAGCUGCUGGCUGUGGUGCUCUUCCUCUUCACCUUUGGGCUGCUACCCUGGAUCGACAACUUUGCCCACAUUUCGGGGUUCAUCAGUGGCCUCUUCCUCUCCUUUGCCUUCUAGCCCUACAUCAGCUUCGGCAAGUUCCAUCUGUACUGGAAAUGCUGCCAGAUCAUCAUACUUCAGGUGGUCUUCCUGGGCCUCCUGGCUGGCCUGGUGGUCCUCUUCUACUUCUAUCCUGUCCGCUGUGAGUGGUGUGAGUUCCUCACCUGUAUCCCUUUCACUGACAAGUUCUGUGAGAAGCACGAACUGGUCGCUCAGCUCCACUGAGCUGGCUGCGGGCUCCAGGCGCCAUGCGCUCCAGCAGGCCAGAGCCAGACACGACAACCCUGAGCCUCACAGGCUUACGGGA